This is a messenger RNA of Ceratosolen solmsi marchali, 2009 nucleotides long. Its product is annotated as kelch-like protein 5. Lineage: Eukaryota; Metazoa; Arthropoda; Insecta; Hymenoptera; Agaonidae. Gene Ontology annotation, molecular function: protein binding. The transcript has 2 exons. Bases 160 to 1944 code for a protein of 594 amino acids. The record is from RefSeq and is a predicted model, not a curated record.
CUUUUAUUUAAAGAAUUUAAAUAAUAUUUCGAUAAUUACUUUCCUUUAUGUUUAAUCAUAUUGAUUGAAAUCAAGAUUAUUUAUGUUGUUGACAUAAUAUAAGCUUCAUAAGUUUGGGCGGAUUUUGGAUUUUAAUUAACGAAGUUGAAUAUAUCCAUAAUGAAAAAGGCAGAAAAAUUUUAUUAUUCGAGUGACACCUCGCCUAGAAAAUGUAGUGUUGCUAGUAAUAGCACAAACAGUCCCCAAGAUGAAUGUUUCAAAAUGAAAAAACAUUCCGAACGCUGUCUGCACAUUAUGGAGCAAUAUUUGUAUAAUCAGCAAUUAACCGAUGUAGUUCUUGUGGCGGGGAAAACACGUAUUCCAGCUCAUAGAUUGGUACUGAGUGCUAAUUGCGAGUACUUUGCAGCUAUGUUUACCAACACUCUUCGCGAGACAUUGCAGAAUGAAAUUGAAUUGAAAGAGGUCAAUGGAGAUGCUCUUUGGAUUUUAAUACUUUAUUUUUAUACUGGAACCAUCGAUCUAAUGGAGGACAAUAUUGAAACAUUAUUAGCAACCGCAUCUUUAUUGCAACUAGAUUACGUAGUCAAAGCUUGCUGCCAAUUUUUGAUCAAACAACUGGAUCCCAGUAAUUGUUUAGGAAUAAGAAAAUUUGCCGACAUUCAUGGUUGUUCAAAUUUAUUGAAGACCGCCAAUACUUACAGUAAUGACCAUUUUAUGGAAGUGAUAAAACAUCAAGAAUUUCUUUUAUUAUCUGCCGAAGAUGUGGCAACUUUACUUCAAUCAGACGAUCUCAACGUUACUUCAGAAGAAUCUGUAUUUAAUGCUUUAUUAAGGUGGCUAGAGCAUGAUCCAAAAAAUAGAAAACAAGAAGCAAGUAAUUUAUUGACUUUUGUAAAGCUGCCUUUGUUAUCCCCUGCAUUUUUAACCGAUCAUGUAGAAAAUAAUGAAAUGUUUCAAGAACAAAGAAAUACACAGAUCCUAAUUAUGGAAGCUUUAAAGUAUCAUCUUCUUCCGGAACGCCGUCCUAUGCUGCAAUCUAAUCGUACCAGACCUAGGAAAGCAACUGUGGGUCAAUUGUUGGCAGUAGGAGGCAUGAAUGUUAAUAAAUGCGCAACAACGAUCGAUGUCUUUUCAUUGCGUAAAAAUACAUGGAAGACUCUAACUAACAUGAUUGGUCAACGUUUGCAGUUUGGAGCAGCGGUUGUAGAAAAAAAACUAGUGGUUGCAGGAGGACGGGAUGGAUUAAAAACAUUAAAUUUAGUCGAAUGUUUUGAUUUUGAGAAAAAAACAUGGAGUUUAUUACCGCAUAUGGCUACGCCACGCCAUGGAUUAGGUGUAGCGGUAUUGGAAGGUCCGUUGUACGCUGUUGGGGGACACGAUGGCUGGAGUUUUCUUAAUACAGUCGAAAGAUGGGACCCUACGUCACAUCAAUGGACUUACGUUUCUCCAAUGUGUUAUCAACGAUCUACCGUUGGUGUUGCUGUUUUAAACGAUAAGCUUUAUGCAGUCGGCGGACGAGAUAACAGUUGUUGCUUAAGUUCAGUGGAGUGCUACGACCCUCAUUCGAAUAAAUGGACGUCGUGUGCACCAAUGUCUAGACGACGUGGUGGUGUAGGUGUCGGUGUAAUGAACGGAUGUUUGUAUGCUCUUGGAGGUCAUGAUGCACCGCUAAUUAAUCCGCAUAAUAUAUUUGAUUGCGUCGAAAGAUACGACCCAAAGACAGACACUUGGACAACCGUAGCGCCAAUGAGUAGUGCUAGAGAUACUAUAGGAGUUUGUGUUUUAGGCGAUAAAUUAUUAGCAGUUGGUGGCUACGAUGGACAGCAGUAUCUUAGUUUAGUGGAAGCGUACGAUCCAAUUCUUAACGAGUGGACUCAAAUUACUCCUUUAAAUUCUGGAAGAGCAGGACCUUGUGUAGUUAUAAAAAAUACGUUUAUUUCUUAACAAAUUAAGAAUCUUAUAUGAAAUUUCGUAUUUAUACAUGUUAUAAUUGCUAAUUUCUUAGUUAG